Messenger RNA from Nyctereutes procyonoides (raccoon dog), 5436 nucleotides. It is a transcript of the gene PLEKHG2, whose product is annotated as pleckstrin homology and RhoGEF domain containing G2. The transcript is spliced from 18 exons. Gene Ontology annotation, molecular function: guanyl-nucleotide exchange factor activity. Bases 835 to 5079 code for a protein of 1414 amino acids. The record is from RefSeq and is a predicted model, not a curated record. NCBI's taxonomy places the organism in Eukaryota, Metazoa, Chordata, Mammalia, Carnivora, Canidae.
GGGGGGGGAGGGGAGGCCCCAGGCGACCGCCCCCCGCCUCACAGCUGGGACCGGACUCUCCCGCCACAGAUGUGGCGCCGCCGCCGCGGGAGCCCCGCAGUACUGGUCCCAGAGCCUGAGGGGUUCAAAGUCGUGGACUCGGGAGUCGCGAGUGUGCACCGCGCCCUGAGACCCCGAAGCGCAGGCUAAAGGAGCCCAGAUAUCCAGGUGCCCAGCGCCCCCUCCUGGAGGAGCCGGCAGUCCGGGACCUCAGACCGGCGCGAUCCAGGAGGCCGAGCUUCCCGCACCCCGGUUUAAAGAACUUCGGAUCCUGGACCGGUGAUUUCCCCCAGGGGUUCCCAGACACCCGAGCCCAGACAUCCGAACUUGGCACACGGACUCCUAGCGCCCCAGCCAGUCUGGGGCUGAAACGCCCACUACUUCAAGGGGACCCAGGAAUUUGGGACCCCGGCCUGGAGAUGGUUUAACCUCUGCUCCUGGAGUUGGGAGAACUCGGGAAUCCGGUCGCCCCACGGCCCUACCUAGAAGACUCAGGAAUUUGGGUCCGCAGCGCCCCGUGCGAGACCCAAGAGUCGGGACCCCCAGCAUCCCUCGCUUAGAGGACCGAGCAGUUCGGACCGCUGCAUCCCACUCUCUGAGAGGCCCCGGAUUCUGGUCCCCGGAGCCUGAGAACCCGAAGUGCGCGCCCCUGACUCGCGGAGACCGGGGAGUCCGGCCUUGCGCCUCCCCGGGGACCGUGCUGGGGUCGAAUAAGCAGCGAGCAGCCUCGGCUCGGGGCUGGAGGCUCCCUGGGAGAAGGGGGUCUUCCUGCUGCAGCCGCUGAGCCUCUCAGCCAUGCCCGAGGGAGCCCGGGGACCCAGCCUGUCCAAACCCAGCCCUGGCCUUGGCCGCGGCCCCACAGGUGAAGUGUGCAACUGUGCAGCUGUGUGUGAGACCCAGACAGCAGCCCCUGCAACCCCGGCCAUGGCCUCCCCCCGAGGUUCUGGGAGCUCCACAUCCCUCAGCACUGUGGGCUCCGAGGGGGACCCGGCUCCGGGGCCCACCCCAGCUUGCUCAGUGUCCAGGCCAGAGCCCCUUCCAGGGCCUCCCAUCCGCCUGCAUCUGUCACCUGUGGGCACCCCGGGUUCGGCCAAACCCUCGAGGCUGGAGCGAGUGGCGCGAGAGAUCGUGGAGACAGAGCGGGCCUAUGUCCGGGACCUUCGCAGCAUCGUGGAGGACUACCUGGGCCCUCUGUUGGACGGUGGGGUCCUGGGGCUGAGCGCGGAGCAGGUGGGCAUACUAUUUGCCAACAUCGAGGACAUCUACGAGUUCAGCAGUGAGCUCCUGGAGGACCUAGAGGGCAGCCCCAGCGCAGGGGGCAUUGCCGAGUGCUUUGUGCAGAGGAGUGAGGAUUUUGACAUCUACACGUUGUACUGCAUGAACUACCCGAGCUCCCUAGCCCUGCUCCGGGAGCUGUCGCUGUCCCCGCCCGCAGCCCUGUGGUUGCAGGAGCGCCAGGCCCAGCUCCACCACUCGCUGCCCCUGCAGAGCUUCCUGCUCAAACCUGUUCAGCGGAUCCUCAAGUACCACCUGCUGCUGCAGGAGCUUGGCAAGCACUGGGCGGAGGGCCCGGGCGCCGGGGGCCGCGAGAUGGUGGAAGAGGCGAUUGUGUCCAUGACAGCUGUCGCCUGGUACAUCAAUGACAUGAAACGCAAGCAGGAGCAUGCUGCGCGCCUCCAGGAAGUGCAGCGGCGGCUGGGCGGCUGGACCGGCCCGGAGCUCAGUGCCUUCGGGGAGCUGGUGCUGGAGGGCGCCUUCCGAGGCGGCGGUGGGGGCGGCCCCCGACUUCGAGGGGGCGAGCGGCUGCUCUUUCUCUUCUCCCGGAUGCUGCUCGUGGCCAAGCGCCGGGGACCGGAGUACACCUACAAGGGCCACAUCUUCUGCUGCAACCUGAGUGUGAGCGAGAGCCCUCGAGACCCUCUGGGGUUCAAGGUGUCCGAUCUGACCAUUCCCAAACACAGGCACCUGCUCCAGGCCAAGAACCAAGAAGAGAAGAGGCUGUGGAUUCACUGUCUCCAGCGCCUCUUCUUUGAGAACCACCCGGCCUCUAUCCCUGCCAAGGCGAAACAAGUUCUCCUUGAAAACAGCCUGCACUGUGCUCCUAAAAGUAAGCCUAUCCCAGAGCCCCUGACACCCCCGCUUGGGUCUCCCCGACCUCGAGAUGCUAGAAGUUUCACCCCUGGACGAAGGAACACAGCUCCGUCUCCAGGACCCUCUGCUACCCGCCGUGGCCGCAGACAGUCCGAGCCAAUGAAGGACCCGUACGUUAUGUUUCCACAGAACGCUCAGCCUAGACUCAAGCACGCUGGCAGUGAGGGGGAGCUAUACCCCACCUUAGAGCCUCAGCCACCAGUUCCAGCUUCCGGACCCCCUGAGGACCUGGAAGACACUGGACCCCCCACCCUGGAACCCUCUGGGACCUCGAUCACUGAAGAGAUCCUGGAGCUGCUGAACCAGAGAGGCCUCCGGGAUCCAGCGCCAUCGCCCCACGACAUCCCCAAGUUCCCUGGAGACUCCCAGGUGCCGGAGGGCAGUGACCCCCUCACAUUCCAAGCCCUGCCCAGCCGGGACUCUUCAGAAGAGGAGGAGGAGGAGGAGCUGGAAAUGGACGAACGGGGGCCUUCCCCACUCCAUGUCCUGGAGGGGCUCGAAAGUUCCAGCGCAGCUGAAAAUCCUGACGUUCCUGGCCUUACGAAAAGUCCAGAUACACCCAACCUCCCUGAAAUUCCCAGCCUGUCUGAAAUUCCCAAGAUUCCCCACCUUCCCAGUCUGUCAGACAUUUCCAGUGUUUUUGAAAUGCCCUGCCUUCCAGCCAUACCUAGUGUCCCUGACAUUCCUAGUCUUCCCAGCGCUCCCACCCUGCCCUGUGACUCAUGGCUCCAGGGACCUCUGCGGGGGCCCGAUGAGGCCCUGGCCACCAGGAGAGAACUGUUCCCUGGAAGCAGUUCCACAAAACUGGGAGAGCCGUCCUCAGGCGGCAGGGCGGGGCGGGAGGAGGCUGCGGAAGGGGAGUCGUUCCCAGACUUCCAGCCGCAGGAUGUCCCCCGAGAUCAGGGAUUCCCGGAUGAGCUGGAAUUCCGCUCCUGUUCGGAGAUCCGGAGCGCCUGGCAGGCCCUGGAGCAGGGGCAGCUGGCCCGGCCGGGUUUCCCGGAGCCACUGCUCAUCCUGGAAGAUUCGGAUCUGGGCGGAGGCAGCGGCGGGAGUGGGAAGGCAGGAGCCCCGAGUUCGAGUUCGGAGCGGGCGGCCUCCCGAGUGCGAGAGUUAGCCCGGCUUUACAGCGAGCGCAUCCAGCAGAUGCAGCGGGCUGAGACCCGGGCGUCGGCCAACGCCCCCCGCCGCCGGCCGCGCGCCCUGGCCCAACCGCAGCUGUCCCCCUGCCUGCCGCACGAGCAGGCUGAGCCAGGUGAGGUCCAGGUGUGUGUCCGCAGAGACGGCCCACGCGGAGACGGGAGUGCUGACUCGGUUCUUUCUGUGCACACAGGGCCCCUGCCUGCCUUUGGACAUGUGCUGGUGUGUGAGCUGGCCUUCCCGCUGACCUGUGCCCAGGAGUCUGUUCCUCUGGGUCCCGCCACCCGGGUUCAAGCCGCCACACCUUUGUCCAAGCAGGGAGGCUGCCUGGGGGGCGAGGGUCUAAACGUUUCAAAUUUGCCUGAGCAAGACCCUCUGAGCAUCCGGGUUCCAGCUGCGGCCCCGUUGCCUGAGCAGAGAGGCCUCUGGAAUAUACAGAGUGUGGCCGGAGCCGCCGCAGCCGUGCCGAAGCAGGAGGACGCCCCAGGUGUUCGUGUGCCGGCUACAGCUUUGCCUGCUCAGGAAGCCCCCCUGGAAAUCCAAGUUCCAGGCACCGCUCCUUUGGCUGAGGAUGGAGGCCAUGUGGACAUCCGGGAUCCAAGCAGCCCCGCUUUGCCCAGGCGGGGAUGCUGUUCCGAUGUUACGGUUGUAGCCACGGCCACUACGCCCAAGCAAGAAGGUCACCUGCGUGCCCAGACCCCGGCCGGUACCCCGCUAACUAAGCAAGGAGGUCCCCGGGAUGUUCAGUUCCCAGCCGGCAGCUGCGAUCAGGCCUUGAACACUUCGCUUACGCAUGGAGGGAACCAUCAGAUCCCAGGCAGCACCUCACUGCCCCUGCGACACGAGCUCCCGGACGUUCAGGCUCCAGGUGCCUCACCUGUGCCUGCAUGUGGAGGCCACCUAAGCCAUCACGUCCCAGCCGGUGCUCCACUGUCUUCACCCCAAGACUGCUCAGACGUUCAGGCUCCGGACCCCUCGCCUUUGCCUGCACACGGGAGCUGCCUAGACCAUCGGGUCCCAGCCAGCACACCGCUUUGUGUGCCCCACAACCCAGACGUCCCAGCUACCACACUUUUGCCCCAGCGACCAUGCCUCCCGGACACCCAAGUCCAGGCCCUCCCACCUUUGCCCGAGCAGGACAGCCUCCCAGACAGCCCCGGUCCAUCUGCUGCACCUUUGUUGGAGCAGAAGAGCCUCACAGAAGGGCACGGUCCAGCUGCAAUGCUUUCGCCCGAGCGAAGAGGCUCUCAGGACAUCCAGGGCCUGGUACCCACACCGGGCCAGAGCGCCGUGGUUAUGUCCAAACUGGGAGGCCACCUGGUCUCUCCUGUAGUCCGGUCAGAGACUUCAGAGUUGACCCCACCCCACAGUCCCGCUCCUCCAACCCGUCAGCUCCUGGGCCCCAAUGCAGCUGCCCUCUCAAGAUACCUGGCAGCCUCGUACAUCAGUCAGAGCCUGGCUCGGCGGCAAGGGCCUGGGGGGGACGCUCCCGCAGCCUCCCGGGGUCCCUGGUCCUCCUCUGCCCCCGCAUCGCGGGCACCUUCACCACCGCCCCAGCCCCAGCCCCCACCCCCCCCAGCCAGGAGGCUCAGCUAUGCCACCACGGUCAACAUCCACGUCGGGGGUGGUGGGCGGCUGCGGCCGGCCAAGGCCCAGGUCAGGUUGAACCACCCCACUCUCCUGGCGCCCCCCCAGGAAUCUGUGGGCCUUCGCGGGGCCCAGGGAACUCCUGAUGCCCCUUUCCACACAUGAGCCGGAUGCCGGGCUUCUUGAAAAGCAAGGACCUCAACCAGAUGCCACCGACCCUCAGAACUUCACCCUGAAGUCCAGACACUGAACACAGGUGUAAAGAUUGCUGCAGCUUUUCAACUCCUGGGAGCUGCUUUGGCAAAUGGUCCUUUUUACUUGCCUUGAUUAACUCAACAGGGAUGGGGAGGGGGAUAUCAUUAAUAUUUUGUUAAUAUUAUGAAGUUCUGUAUCUUUUCCCAUUCUGGAGGCAGUGGGGGAUGACAAGACAAUGAAUGCGAAGCUCUGACACAUCCGUGAAUCAGUGGUUCUGAAAACUGGAGGCAUCUCAAACAGUCUGAGAAUUAGAACCCUCCAUUACCA